GCCCAGCGAACCCUGCCCAGUCCCGCAGCCUCCCUUGCUUCCGUGUGUCUGGCCCAGCCCCACUGCACACGUGCUGGUGCUAUACUUAGCUACUUAUACCAUGUCAUGCUAUACUACCAGGUUGGUAUGCUAUUGCACAUCCUUGAAAAUGUCGUCAUGGCCAGACGAUGCUCCAUCUGCCAGCAUACCUCUUAUGGCAUGCUCGUGUACAGAGAGACUGCAGCCGGACAGACUGCAGCCAGAUAGACUGCAGCACUGUACUUGCAGUACAUACCUAGGGGUGCGCUCAACCUGAAAUGCUUGUUCUCUCCACCUGUACACCGUAGCUUGCUCAGGAACAGUCAUAUUUCACUCGCCUGCUCUUCCACAUCACAGGUCUCGUGGGAUCAUCGAGCCAAGAACUUAGAAGCCAGAGGACCAUACGCUCGCUGCCCUCACAUCUCUUUUGAGGACAGCACAGAAGAUGGGUCCGUCACCGACAGGCUCUCCCUCGUCCGGGGCCAGCUCCUCCUCCUCCUCGGCCCCCCUCUACGACGGUGGCUUCCGCGCCCUGCUCAACUUUCGAGACGUCGGCGCCACCAUAAACGGCCAGCUGUCACGCCGCCUGAUCCGCGAGGGCCUUCUCUUCCGCGCCGCCCGCCCGGACGAGGCCACCCUCGCCGACCGCGACCGCCUGCGCUACCACUACGCCAUCCGCACCGUCGUGGACCUGCGCACAAAGACAGAGCACGCAGAGGCCGCCAGGAAGCGCUCCCGCGACGCCGCCAUCCCGGCCCUGCUGCGGUCCAACGACGCCCUCGCCGGCCCCGUCAAGAUCGACGGCAUCGACUACCGCGAGGUCAAGAUCACCGGCGGCGGCUUCGAGAGGCACAUGCUCAGGCAGCUGGGCUGGCCCAGCUUCCUCAGGCUCAUCUUCCUCUACGUCGCCGGCUACCGCAUGCAGGCCAUUGCCGUCCUCGGCCGCGACGUCAUGAACCCCCGCGGCCUCCUCGGCCUCGGCUGUGAUACCCUCGACGCCUCGGGCCCCGAGGUUGCCACCGGCCUGGCCUGCCUGCUCGACGGCCUGCCCAUCCUCAUCCACUGCACCCAGGGCAAGGACCGCACUGGCAUCAUGGUUGUCCUCGCCCUUCUCAUCUGCGGCGUCCCUGUCGAGGCCAUCCAGUAUGACUACCACCUCUCCGACGAGAAGCUGCUCUCAGAGGAGCAGUCGCGCCUGGUUGAGAUCCGGGAGAUGGGCCUCAGCGAUGACUUUGCAAAGACCGCCCCGGGCUUUGUGCAAGGCAUUGUACACCACCUCGAGUCAAAACACGGUGGCCUGGACAAGUACCUGGACCGCAUCGGCUUCGGCAGCGACAAGAGGACCGCCUUGCGGGAGAGACUCAUCUACUAGGCUCUGCUUUCGUCAGAUGCAUCACUCGUGCAUAGCGUAGGCGUCGGGGUGCUCAUAGAAGGGUUUGGGAAACCAGAUCAGUCCCAGGCUGGAGAAUAUAUUCUCGGGCUCUGGGCAAUGUCAAUUCCUAUUACGCAACAUUAUACGGAUACAAUUUCCUUGCUGGGUUGGGCUUAUAGACGGAUAUUCUCACCUACGGCGACCAGGCUGUGGAAGUGUCUUGGAAUGUGACGUACAACCUUUCGCUGGAUUUGGUGGACUCGGGUUGCCUGAUAUUUCUCAAUGGCAGCUGAGAGAACUGUUAGCAUAUUACGCAGGAAUCCGCCUUCUCAGCAGUGCUAUGAAACGCGAUAAACCGGCCUCCAUGUGCGGCAUCAAUAAUGUUCAGUUGUGGUGGACAUUGGUCCCGAAAUGAGAGUAGAAGUCAAGCCCUGGGCUUUGCCUGGUGCUUCUCUCCACAGCCCUUCGUCAGCCCACUUAUGGUGGACACCAGUGCUCUGGGUUUACAGUCCUCCCGGCCAUCCUCGAAGCUUGAUAGCAUAAAUUAUGCAUGUGG
Diaporthe batatas is the source of this 1946-nucleotide messenger RNA. RefSeq lists its product as uncharacterized. Gene Ontology annotation, molecular function: phosphoprotein phosphatase activity. The record is from RefSeq and is a predicted model, not a curated record. Gene Ontology annotation, biological process: dephosphorylation. Lineage: Eukaryota; Fungi; Ascomycota; Sordariomycetes; Diaporthales; Diaporthaceae. The transcript has 2 exons. The coding region runs from base 464 to 1390 and encodes 308 amino acids.